Messenger RNA from Paramecium pentaurelia, 475 nucleotides. The record is from the annotation of a GenBank genome assembly. NCBI's taxonomy places the organism in Eukaryota, Ciliophora, Oligohymenophorea, Peniculida, Parameciidae.
UAAUGAUUAGAAAAUUAUUAUCAAGGUCCCUAUUUAUUAGACCAUAAUUCUGCAUUAAUCAUAUGUAUUAUUAUUCAAUUUAUAGACAAGAUUUGAUACUCAAGAUUAAUUUAAGAAAUUUAACAGAACAAGCAUUGAUAGUAUUAAGUCAUCUGUCAGACCAUUACCAUCUCCAACUGAAGAGGCAGGACUCUUCAUGGAAGAAAAUGAAGUAAUAGAAUAUAUCUCUACAUUAUCUAGGUCGAUGUAAGAUUCUUGAAAGUCUUGAAAUCCUUUGAGAAAAUAGAUGUAAAAUCUGUCAAUUGGGAAGGAGAUUUGAUUAAAGAUCUAGGUUUGGAUAGUCUUGAAAGAAUAGCUUUGAUCACUUCAAUUGAGCAUGAAUUCACAGCUAUAUUUGAAGACAGAGUAUUUGAUAAUUUGAAAUCAUUGCAAGACAUUAAAAAGCAGAUCUUAAAAGAUGAUUCUGCAUUUUGAA